AUGCACCACCGCCACCAGCGCCCACCGGAGAUUUGUAACCUCGCUCGCCUUAACCGCGCGUUUCGCGGCGCCGCCUCCUCGGACUCAGUCUGGGAGGCCAAGCUGCCACGCAACUACCAGGAUCUGUUGGAUCUGUUCCCGCCGGAGCGCCACCGGAAUCUCUCGAAGAAGGACAUUUUCGCGCUCCUCUCACGGCCCCUGCCCUUCGACGAUGGCCACAAGGUGGGUGGUGCUCUCCAGGAAGUGUGGCUGGACAGAGUCACGAGAAGGGUUUGCAUGUCGAUUUCGGCGAGGGCGAUGGCGAUUACUGGAAUUGAUGACCGGAGAUAUUGGAAUUGGAUUCCUACUGAAGAAUCUAGGUUAGAUUUACUUGUCUUUAAAGCUGUAUCACGAGAAAGAAGAAGGAUACACUGAUGAUAAUGUGUUUCUU
Messenger RNA from Vigna angularis (adzuki bean), 430 nucleotides. Its product is annotated as F-box protein PP2-A15. Lineage: Eukaryota; Viridiplantae; Streptophyta; Magnoliopsida; Fabales; Fabaceae. Gene Ontology annotation, molecular function: protein binding. The record is from RefSeq and is a predicted model, not a curated record. The transcript has 2 exons. Bases 1 to 414 code for a protein of 137 amino acids.